CGGCAUCUCAUUGAGCACUCCUGAGAAAGUUUUUAGGUAGUUGACAUUGGUCCAAAUGCUGAAAAUAAAGAGGAGGUUUCGAAGGUUCUGGGGGGAGAAGGCAGAGCUUCGGAGGUACAAAGAUGGUACUAUUGCAGAAAGCACAGUAUGGGGAAGUGAGCAGUGGACAAGACAUCUCAUUUUGAAAAGAAUUAUUGAGUAUGUUUUUCAGCGACAUCUUUCUCUACCAAAAGAAAAUAUAGUGCAAAUAGUUGAUCAACUUGAUUUCUCUCUUCUUCAUGGUUCUAAAGGGAUUGUUAGACCAUUAACUGCUGUUAGUUUUGUUAUUUUCUUCUUUCAGGGUUGCUUUCUUUUCUCCUCACAUAAGAAACAAAGUUUAAUACCUGUGAUUCAUGAUAAAGGGUGCUAA
This is a messenger RNA of Pistacia vera, 409 nucleotides long. RefSeq names its product nucleolar protein 6-like. The record is from RefSeq and is a predicted model, not a curated record. The transcript has 3 exons. Gene Ontology annotation, biological process: rRNA processing; tRNA export from nucleus. The coding region runs from base 56 to 409 and encodes 117 amino acids. Gene Ontology annotation, cellular component: small-subunit processome; CURI complex; UTP-C complex. Lineage: Eukaryota; Viridiplantae; Streptophyta; Magnoliopsida; Sapindales; Anacardiaceae.